Molecule: messenger RNA, 1869 nt
Organism: Suricata suricatta (meerkat)
Lineage: Eukaryota; Metazoa; Chordata; Mammalia; Carnivora; Herpestidae
Product: melanocyte protein PMEL-like
Exons: 2
Coding region: 1-1869 (622 amino acids)
Biological process (GO): melanosome organization
Cellular component (GO): melanosome
Source: RefSeq, a predicted model, not a curated record
AUGAAUCUGGUGCUGAGAAAAUGCCUUCUCCAUGUGGCUGUGAUGCGUGCUCUUCUGGCUGUGGGAGCCACAGAAGGACCCAGAGACCAGGACUGGCUUGGUGUCUCAAGGCCGCUCACAACUAAAACCUGGAACAGGCAGCUGUAUCCAGAGUGGAGAGAAAUCCAGGAGCCUGACUGCUGGAGAAGUGGCCAGGUGGCCUUGAAGGUCAGUAAUGAUGGCCCUACACUGGUCGGGGCAAAUGCCUCCUUCUCUAUUGCCCUGUACUUCCCUGAAAGCCAAAAGGUGCUGCCAGAUGGGCAGGUCAUCUGGGCCAACAACACCAUCAUCAAUGGGAGCCAGGUGUGGGAAGGACAGCCAGUGUAUCCCCAGGUAUCUGAUGAUACCUGCAUCUUCCCUGAUGGAAAGUCCUGCCCAUCUGGCCCUGGGUCUCAGACUCGAAGCUUUGUUUAUGUCUGGAAGACCUGGGGCCAGUACUGGCAAGUUCUGGGGGGCCCAGUGUCUGGGCUGAGCAUUGUGACAGGCAAGGCAAUGCUGGGUACACAUACCAUGGAAGUGACGGUCUACUUCCGCCGGGAGUCCCAGAGCUGUGUGCCCCUGGCUCACUCCUGCUCAGCCUUCACCAUUACUGACCAGGCGCCCUUCUCCAUGAGCGUGUCCCAGCUGCAGGCCUCGGAUGGAAGGAACAAGCACUUCCUGAGAAAUCAUCCUCUGACCUUUGCCCUCCGGCUCCAUGACCCCAGUGACUAUGUGUCUGGGACUGAUCUCUCCUACACCUGGGACUUUGGAGACAAUACUGGGACCCUGAUUUCUCGGGCACUUGUGGUCACUCACACUUACCUAGAGUCUGGCCCACUCACUGCCCAGGUGGUGCUUCAGGCUGCGAUUCCUCUCACUUCCUGUGGCUCCUCCCCAGUUCCAGUCACCACAGCUGGGCAACUGCCUACUGCAGAAGUCAUAGGUACUCAACCUGGUCAGGUGCCAACUGCAGAAGUCAUAGGUACUACACCUGGCCAGGUGCCAACUGCAGAACCUUCUGGAACCACGGCUGUGAAGAUGCCUACCACAGAGGUCACAGGCACUACACCUGUACAGGUGCCAACUACAGAGGGCAUAGUUGCACAGGUAACAACCAGAGAGUUGGUGGAGCCCACGGCUGGAGAGGUACCCACCCCUGAGCCUGAGGCUCCAGAUGCCCGCCCAUUCGUGCCUACAGAAGGUAUUACAGACUCCCAGAGCCCCCUGCCGGAGGGUGCAGCUACUUUGAUCGUGGUGAAGCGAGAAACCGCCCUGGACUGUGUGCUGUAUCGAUAUGGCUCCUUUUCUCUCACCCUGGACAUCGUCCUGGGUACUGAGAGUGCUGACAUCCUGCAGGCUGUGCCAUCCAGUGAAGGGGAUGCAUUUGAGCUGACCAUGUCUUGCCAAGGCGAGCUGCCCAAGGAAGCCUGUAUGGACCUCUCACCUCCAGGGUGCCAGGCCCCUGCCCAGCGGCUGUGUCAGCCUGUGCCACCCAGCCCGGCCUGCCAGCUAGUUUUGCACCAAGUACUGAAGGGUGGCUCGGGGACCUAUUGCCUCAAUGUGUCUUUGGCUGAUGCUAACAGCCUGGCAAUGGUCAGCACCCAGCUUGUGAUGCCGGGUGGAGAAGCAGGCCUUGGACAGGCUCCCCUAUUCGGGGGCAUCUUGCUGGUGUUGAUGGCUGUGGUGCUUAUGUCUCUGAUAUAUAGGCAAAAACUUCUGAAGCAGGGCUCAGGCCUCCCCCUUCCCCAGCUGCCACGUGGUAGCACCCACUGGCUGCAGCUGCCUAGGGUCUUCCAUUCUUGCCCCAUUGGUGAGAACAGGCCCCUCCUCAGCGGGCAGCAGCAGGUCUGA